Molecule: messenger RNA, 831 nt
Organism: Guillardia theta CCMP2712
Lineage: Eukaryota; Cryptophyceae; Pyrenomonadales; Geminigeraceae
Exons: 6
Coding region: 1-831 (276 amino acids)
Cellular component (GO): cytoplasm
Molecular function (GO): phosphatase activity
Source: RefSeq, a predicted model, not a curated record
AUGGCGAGCGCCUCGUCCUACGCAGAGCCAGGCGUUCCCAGGGCUCUCCGACUCUCCUCCUCCUCUUCCUCCCCCAUCACCCCCGCCCUCCGGCUCAUCCUCGUCCGCCAUGGACAGUCCACGAACAACGUCCUUAUGGAGGAGCUUGAGGGGAAGCGCAAGUCUGACUCGAUCUCUCUGGAGGAAGGGAGGGAGCGAUGGUUCAGCGAGCGAUCGGAUGAUCCUCCCCUCUCGCAGCGAGGGGAGGUAGAGGCCGAGAUGCUAGCGUCCAGGCUCUACCCCGAGCUUGAAGGAGAGCGAGUUUCCCUCCUCUGCAGCCCUAUGAAGAGAGCCUUGCAGACAGCGAAGCCGCUGGUCGACAAGUUUGGGGGCAGCUGCCUCGUUCACCCGGACUUCCAUGAGAGCGGAGGGAUCUACGGCAGGGCGGUGGCAGGAGUUUGCGGGCCCGGCAAGGCGCUAACCAAGCAGGAGAUCGAGGAGCAGUUCGGCUACGACACGUCUCUUCUCCCCGAGGGAGAGUGGGACAGGCGAGCAGGGAGGGAGGAGGAGAGCGAGGUGCCUAAGAGGGCCCGUCGGGCAGCCGACUGGGUGCUCUCCCUCCAGCUCAAGGAGGAGGCUGCUUCUCGGGAUCCGGUCAUGCUCAUCGUGAUGCACGCGGAUUUCAUCGACCAUCUCAUCAAGGCCUUGUUCAUACUCAGAGGAAAUCUCAACGAGGAGCUGCUUGAAUGCUUCAACCUUCAUACGGACAACGUCAGUGUGACUGAACUUCGUGUGCCCUUUGGAGGAGGAGCUGUCACCCUUCGAUACUUGAACCGCCUCAUCCAUGCUUGA